AUGUGCUUUGUUUUACAUGGAACAAAAUACUCUGAUGCUAAUAUAACAGUGAAUACAGGAGUUACUUCUUCAACGAAUACCUUCACCAUAACGAGUUCUUACACCACAAUUAGUCCUAAAACCGAUUGGAAUGGAACAACAGCGAGUCUUACAACCGAUUGGAGUUCAAGUACACCAGCGAGUUCUACUACUGAUUGGAGUUCAAGUACACCAGCGAGUUCUACUACUGAUUGGAGUUCAAAGACAACAGCGAGUCUUACUGUGACAACGGGUCCUACUGUUACAACGGGUCUUAUUGAAACGACGAGUCCUACUGAAACAACGGGUCCCACUGAAACAACAAGUCCUACUGAAACAACGGGUCCUAUUGAAACAACGAUUCCGAUUGAAACAAUCGGUCCUAUUGUAACAACAACGGGUCCUCCUGAAACAACGGCUCAUAUUGAAACAACAACGGGUCCCAUUGAAACAACGGGUCCUAUUGAAACAACAACGGGUCCUAUUGAAACAACAACGGGUCCCAUUGAAACAACGGGUCAUAUUGAAACAACAACGGGUCCUAUUGAAACAACGGGUCAUAUUGAAACAACAACGGGUCCUAUUGAAACAACAACGGGUCCUCCUGAAACAACGGCUCAUAUUGAAACAACAACGGGUCCCAUUGAAACAACGGGUCAUAUUGAAACAACAACGGGUCCUAUUGAAACAACAGCUGGUCCUCCUGAAACAACGGCUCAUAUUGAAACAACAACGGUUCCUCCUGAAACAACGGCUCAUAUUGAAACAACAACGGUUCCUCCUGAAACAACGGCUCAUAUUGAAACAACAACGGGUCCUAUUGAAACAACAACGGGUCCACCUGAAACAACGGGUCAUAUUGAAACAACAACGGGUCCCAUUGAAACAACUGGUCAUAUUGAAACAACAACGGGUCCUAUUGAAACAACAACUGGUCCUAUUGAAACAACAACGGGUCCUCCUGAAACAACGGCUCGUAUAGCAACAACAACGGGUCCCAUUGAAACAACAACGGCUCAUAUUGAAACAACAACAUUUCCUCCUGAAACAACGGCUCAUAUUGAAACAACAACGGUUCCUCCUGAAACAACGGCUCAUAUUGAAACAACAACGGGUCCUAUUGAAACAACAACGGGUUCACCUGAAACAACGGGUCAUAUUGAAACAACAACGGGUCCCAUUGAAACAACGGGUCAUAUUGAAACAACAACGGGUCCUAUUGAAACAACAACUGGUCCUAUUGAAACAACAACGGGUCCUCCUGAAACAACGGCUCAUAUUGAAACAACAACGGGUCCCAGUGAAACAACUACGGGUCAUAUUGAAACAACAACGGGUCCUAUUGAAACAACAACGGGUCCUCCUGAAACAACGGCUCAUAUUGAAACAACAACGGGUCCCAUUGAAACAACGGGUCAUAUUGAAACAACAACGGGUCCUAUUGAAACAACGAGUCAUAUUGAAACAACAACGGGUCCCAUUGAAACAACGGGUCAUAUUGAAACAACAACGGGUCCUAUUGAAACAACAACGGGUCCUCCUGAAACAACGGCUCAUAUUGAAACAUCAACGGGUCCCAUUGAAACAACGGGUCAUAUUGAAACAACAACGGGUCCUAUUGAAACAACAGCUGGUCCUCCUGAAACAACGGCUCAUAUUGAAACAACAACGGUUCCUCCUGAAACAACGGCUCAUAUUGAAACAACAACGGGUCCUAUUGAAACAACAACGGGUCCACCUGAAACAACAGGUCCUAUUGAAACAACAACGGGUCCCAUUGAAAUAACUGGUCAUAUUGAAACAAUAACGGGUCCUAUUGAAACAACAACUGGUCCUAUUGAAACAACAACGGGUCCUCCUGAAACAACGGCUCGUAUAGCAACAACAACGGGUCCCAUUGAAACAACAACGGCUCAUAUUGAAACAACAACAGUUCCUCCUGUAACAACGGCUCAUAUUGAAACAACAACGGUUCCUCCUGAAACAACGGCUCAUAUUGAAACAACAACGGGUCCUAUUGAAACAACAACUGGUCCACCUGAAACAACGGGUCAUAUUGAAACAACAACGGGUCCCAUUGAAACAACGGGUCAUAUUGAAACAACAACGGGUCCUAUUGAAACAACAACUGGUCCUAUUGAAACAACAACGGGUCCUCCUGAAACAACGGCUCAUAUUGAAACAACAACGGGUCCCAGUGAAACAACAACGGGUCAUAUUGAAACAACAACGGGUCCUAUUGAAACAACAACGGGUUCACCUGAAACAACGGGUCAUAUUGAAACAACAACGGGUCCCAUUGAAACAACAGAUCAUAUUGAAACAACAACGGGUCCUAUUGAAACAACAACUGGUCCUAUUGAAACAACAACGGGUCCUCCUGAAACAACGGCUCAUAUUGAAACAACAACGGGUCCCAGUGGAACAACUACGGGUCAUAUUGAAACAACAACGGGUCCUAUUCAAGCAACAACGGGUCCUCCUGAAACAACGGCUCAUAUUGAAACAACAACGGGUCCCAUUGAAACAACGGGUCAUAUUGAAACAACAACGGGUCCUAUUGAAACAACGAGUCAUAUUGAAACAACAACGGGUCCCAUUGAAACAACGGGUCAUAUUGAAACAACAACGGGUCCUAUUGAAACAACAACGGGUCCUCCUGAAACAACGGCUCAUAUUGAAACAUCAACGGGUCCCAUUGAAACAACGGGUCAUAUUAAAACAACAACGGGUCCUAUUGAAACAACAGCUGGUCCUCCUGAAACAACGGCUCAUAUUGAAACAACAACGGUUCCUCCUGAAACAACGGCUCAUAUUGAAACAACAACGGGUCCUAUUGAAACAACAACGGGUCCACCUGAAACAACAGGUCCUAUUGAAACAACAACGGGUCCCAUUGAAAUAACUGGUCAUAUUGAAACAAUAACGGGUCCUAUUGAAACAACAACUGGUCCUAUUGAAACAACAACGGGUCCUCCUGAAACAACGGCUCGUAUAGCAACAACAACGGGUCCCAUUGAAACAACAACGGCUCAUAUUGAAACAACAACAGUUCCUCCUGUAACAACGGCUCAUAUUGAAACAACAACGGUUCCUCCUGAAACAACGGCUCAUAUUGAAACAACAACGGGUCCUAUUGAAACAACAACUGGUCCACCUGAAACAACGGGUCAUAUUGAAACAACAACGGGUCCCAUUGAAACAACGGGUCAUAUUGAAACAACAACGGGUCCUAUUGAAACAACAACUGGUCCUAUUGAAACAACAACGGGUCCUCCUGAAACAACGGCUCAUAUUGAAACAACAACGGGUCCCAGUGAAACAACAACGGGUCAUAUUGAAACAACAACGGGUCCUAUUCAAACAACAACGGGUCCUUCUGAAACAACGGCUCAUAUUGAAACAACAACGGGUCCCAUUGAAACAACAACGGGUCCUAUUGAAACAACAACGGGUCCUAUUGAAACAACAACUGGUCCUAUUCAAACAACAACGGGUCCCAUUGAAACAACGGGUCAUAUUGAAACAACAACGGGUCAUAUUGAAACAACAACUGGUCCUAUUGAAACAACAACGGGUCCUCCUGAAACAACGGCUCGUAUAGCAACAACAACGGGUCCCAUUGAAACAACAACGGCUCAUAUUGAAACAACAACAGUUCCUCCUGUAACAACGGCUCAUAUUGAAACAACAACGGUUCCUCCUGAAACAACGGCUCAUAUUGAAACAACAACGGGUCCUAUUGAAACAACAACUGGUCCACCUGAAACAACGGGUCAUAUUGAAACAACAACGGGUCCCAUUGAAACAACGGGUCAUAUUGAAACAACAACGGGUCCUAUUGAAACAACAACUGGUCCUAUUGAAACAACAACGGGUCCUCCUGAAACAACGGCUCAUAUUGAAACAACAACGGGUCCCAGUGAAACAACAACGGGUCAUAUUGAAACAACAACGGGUCCUAUUCAAACAACAACGGGUCCUUCUGAAACAACGGCUCAUAUUGAAACAACAACGGGUCCUAUUGAAACAACAACUGGUCCUAUUCAAACAACAACGGGUCCCAUUGAAACAACGGGUCAUAUUGAAACAACAACGGGUCAUAUUGAAACAACAACUGGUCCUAUUGAAACAACAACGGGUCCUUAUGAAACAACGGGUCAUAUUGAAACAACAACGGGUCCUAUUGAAACAACGGGUCAUAUUGAAACAACAACGGGUCCUAUUCAAACAACAACGGGUCCCAUUGAAACAACGGGUCUUACUGAAACAACAACGGGUCCCAUUGAAACAACGGGUCAUAUUGAAACAACAACGGGUCCUACUGAAACAACGGGUCCUCCUGAAACAACGAGUCCUACUGUAACAACGGGUCCUACUGCAACAACGGGUCCUUCUGAAACAACGAGUCCUAUUGAAACAACGAGUCCUACUGUAACAACGGGUCCUACUGUAACAACGGGUCCUACUGAAACAACGAGUCCUACUGAAACAACGAGUCCUAUUGAAACAACGAGUCCUACUGAAACAAUGGGUCCUACUGAAACAACGGGUCCUACUGAAACAACGAGUCCUACUGUAACAACGGGUCCUACUGAAACAACGGAUCCUACUGUAACAACGGGUCCUACCGUAACAACGAGUCCUACUGUAACAACGAGUCCUACUGAAACAACGAGUCCUACUGAAACAACGGGUCCUACUGUAACAACGGGUCCUACUGAAACAACGAGUCCUACUGCAACAACGGGUACUACCGUAGCAACGGAUCCUACUGAAACAACGAGUCCUACUGUAACAAUGGGUCCUAUUGAAACAACGGGUCCUACUGUAACAACGAGUCCUACUGAAACAACGAGUCCUACUGUAACAACGGGUCCUACUGUAACAACGGGUCCUACUGUAACAACGAGUCCUACUGUAACAACGGGUCCUACUGAAACAACGAGUCCUACUGAAACAACGGGUCCUACUGAAACAACGAGUCCUACUGAAACAACGAGUCCUACUGAAACAACGGGUCCUACUGAAACAACGAGUCCUACUGAAACAACUGGUUAUUCUGAAACAACGGGUUAUUCUGAAACAACGGAUCCUUUACCAACGUCGAAUUCUACUACAGCAACAAGCCCUGGUGCAACAGAGAAUCCUACUACAACAACAACAGGUAGUGGCUACGGUUGUAUAUGGGACACGGACUGCCCUGAUGUACACAUGACGUGCACGGCUGAAGUGUGCACGUGUGUCGUGGGAUUCAUGCACGAGGGGGCCACAUGCGAACAGGUGAUAACUGCACCAUGCUUCUCUGAGGCGGACUGUCCCCUACAAAACGCCACGUGCGACAUUGCGUCAGGAAGAUGCACGUGUGUCGAAGGGUUUCACGUAGCUAAUUUCACGUGCAUCAAAGGUGAAGGUGCUGUUGGUUACGGUGAACCAUGCGUGGUGGACACUGACUGCCUUACAACGUUGAUGUGUGAUGACGUCAACAUGACGUGUACGUGCACAGAGGGACACGUUCUGGACGUCGAUACGUGCGUUUCGUUAGACCAGAACGUUACGUUGCCGGAUUGUCUGUCUGACGUCGAUUGUGUUACUAACGCCACGUGCACGGAUGGCGGCGUCUGCGUCUGUCUUGGGAACCUCAUUCUGAACGCGGACAACUCUUCUUGCGUUCAGAACUACACGUUGACGUUUAAUGGUGCCAUCCUGGCCGCUGAACAACUACUAGAAAAAGGACAGUACUCUCUAGUGUUCCGAUGUAUCUUCAGCAAUGACGCGGGGUUCUCCUACAAAAUCACAUGGUUUAAAGACAAUCAAGCCCUUCACAAUUCUGGUGUCGUGCCAAAUGACGAAGCGUCAGCAGCCUCAGUCCUCAGUGACGCUACUAUAGCGUCACUUCCGGUCGAGGAAAUCACGUUUGAUUCCCAGUUUUCCUGCUCUGUGAUGGUUUACACCGAGAACGGUGAUCAGUUCCUGAAAGAGGCCACCAGCCAGUCUUUACAUGCUUUUGAGAUAUCUACCACGGAGCUAUCAUUUGCGCGUGGUGAGACAGCAACGUUUUCAGUGACGUCACUAUUACCGUUCGCCUGCUCCCCGGCGCCAUGUCACCUACAGUACAUUGUUUAUGACCCCGCCGACGGCUACGGAUGUCGGGAUGCUACCGUCGCUGUCGUCCAUGGUGACACGUGCGGCGGGCGGCUGGAGGGCGUCACUGAUGAGAACAUCGGUCAUGCGACUACAGUAGGGCACGUGACCAACAUCACCAUAACAACCAAGAACAAUAAUAAAUACAACCUGAAGAGCGAGUUUUCCUUGAUUUUGAGAACACGUUCAGGAAAUACGCAGUCCAUUUGGAAUAAGUUCAACACUACACUAACGGUGCACGUGACAGAUGUUUACUUCCGGUCGUACAGCAGAUGCUACUCCUUCGUGGAUCCUCAUAUGGGUACGUUCGACUUCAAGUGGUAUGAAAAUCAGAAUGUUGGAGAAUUCAUCUUAUAUCGCCACAAGACCCUCCCUCUACAGGUGCACAUGGUUACCAAGAGUUGCUGGCCGGACUGGUUUGGUAGGGUUGACGGACCCACUUGCGCAUGCGCAGUUACGGUGCAGGCAGGAGGCGAUAUUUUCACUAUCAACCACUGUCAUGGUCAUGUGGUCAAAUAUCUGUCCAGGAAGGACAGAAGUCUGAAAGUGUAUGUUUCGUGGUCGAAUAGUUUUCAGAUUGUGUUUCCCACGGGACUGGUUGUGUACGUGUACGUGAUGCCCAGCUUCUACUACACCAUGAACAUCAUGAUCUUCCCGGCGUCUAACGAUAUUGGACAGGUAGAGGGUUUAUGCGGGAACUUUAAUGGUGUUGGGGCGGAUGAUUUCGAGAUCCGGGGGACGGGAGAGGUGUGGAAGGUGCCGGAGGGCGUCCCUUGGUGGUGGAGCUGGUUAUACGGACCAGACGAGUUCUCCAUGUCAUGGGACAUAACAAAUACACAAGAAGAAAGCCUACUGAAUAAAGAUGUCUACUCAAACCCAGCCCCAUGGGACAGUGAUAAGAAACUAUGCGUAUGUCCUAGCGUCGCGUCCGGAGACUAUACAUCUUAUUGUUCAAUUCACGAGGAUGACACAUGUCAGUCGUCGGUAUAUAGGCGGGGAACCGAGCUUUACACGUUGUCCCGGCGCAAGCGCGAUGCGUCUGAGGAACCGGGCGCCGAGGAUCAGUCUAAUCAUGUAGACGGGCGGAUAUCGCGUAUGAUGAAGAAAUGGCGGGAAAAUUUAAAACGAGUAAAGCGACAGGCGGUCCCGGGGUCGGAGUCCGGAAACUCAACGGAGACGUACACGCUUGAGGAGGCGCGGGAUGCGUGCACGGAAGCUAUGCAAGGAUGCCCGUCCGCCGGCGCCGCCAAGGCCGUGGACGCCGCUGACAUGAAUAGCACCAUAGAGAACUGUGCCAAAGACCUCAAUAGUACGGGACAGAGUAAUUGGACGACCCCUCAUUGUGACGCGCACGUGCAGACGUUCCUCGUUGAGUCGGAACGUGACGAGAACUUGACACGUGAUUUCCCAGAGCUUGUGACCGCCGUUCGCAAGAACGGCUGCCCCGCUAACUGCAGUGGAAACGGCGUCUGUGUGAACGAAUCCUGUGAGUGUUUCCCCGGUUUCGGAACGGCCCUGUGCCUGGUUGACAUGGCAGCUUCUCCGUUGGUCGGGGAGGCGGGGGACGCGGGUCUUUGUGACAUAGCGAACGGGGGCGCCUGUGUCUGCAUUACCGUGGUCGGGGAAGGCUUCGUAGAGGGCGCUAAGUGUGAUGUUAAAAUCUAUGAGGCGGAUACCAGCGGCAUUUUCUCACUACUUCGCUCGUUUAGAACCACGUGUGAAUACGAGCACUUCAAUGAGGUGUGUGCGCCGCUGUCGCCCACCUCCGAUACGCGGCGACGCAAAAGGUCCUUAGCUUCUAGUAUAGCCACCAAGGUCGAGGUCGCCGUUAGCAACAACGGAAUCAACUUUAGUGCCUAUUCUACCGUCGUUGUCCUGGAUACCACAUGUCAGCAGACGACAACUGACUCUAAUGGCAACACGAUCGUCGCUUUAAAGGCCGGUUUCUGUUACAUUGAGGGCGCAUGCGUAAACGAGUCGGCAACGAGUGCAAUCGACAGCUGUUCUCAGUGCAUCGCGAGUGACUCGCUCUUCUCUUGGACCAAUGUAUGUGAGACACCGACGGACAGCUCCCCGAACCUCGCUUUGUUAGUCACAGUUCCGGUGAUCGGCGGUCUGUUCCUUAUCAUCACGAUCUUAUGUAUUGCCCUGCACCACGGACUCGGUAAAAAGAAAGUAGAUCCCCUGCCUGCCAUCCCCAAAAACUCGCGGUUUAAGAGGCGCUGGCUGUCGAAGCAUGGUAUGUCGGGAGCUGAGGCUCCGCCUCCACCGGAUUACGGACUUCCGGAGAGCACAUCGAGGAAAGAGAGGUUCUAGAUACAGCGCGUUUCGUGGCAAUGUGGUUGGCGGGCGUUGAGCGCGUGGAGCGCGUGGUCCACAUGAAUUACCUCCGGUGUGGUACUAUAUAUAAAACAGUGUAAAUGUGGAUUAUUUGGAGGCUUUGCAGGCUACGCUAUAUAACGUUUAUCAGACGUAUGUGAUUCAUACUAUGUAUAUAUACUUUUUAAUUUAUCUGCUCGCUAUGAAAUGGAGAAUCAAAUAAAUAUAUGCAUUUUUUCAA
This is a messenger RNA of Mya arenaria, 8722 nucleotides long. Its product is annotated as mucin-2-like. The transcript is spliced from 20 exons. The record is from RefSeq and is a predicted model, not a curated record. NCBI's taxonomy places the organism in Eukaryota, Metazoa, Mollusca, Bivalvia, Myida, Myidae. Bases 1 to 8478 code for a protein of 2825 amino acids.